GAAAAACUCUAAAAAUGGCGAGUGGAUUUUGAUGUAGGAGUGUAACGGGAGUUGUAGUGUUUACAGCCGAGAUCCAACGGGACGCUUUGGAGGAAAACUUUUUGAAGAGUUUUCUCUGAUCCUACAGGUGGGUGGGUCUCAGCGUGAGUGAGAAGCUUUCUCUGCUCUGCCAGGAGCCAGGAUCAGGCCAGGUAGGGGACCUGGAUGUGACUUCACACCCACUGAGGAUGCUCUGAACUGGGAAGACUCUUCCAAGGUAUCCCCUCUCAACAAAGAUAUGGCUUCAGCGGUGUCCAGCUCAGGAUCAGCUUCCCCCGGCUCGCAGGUUCACGCGGCAGCUGUCAAUGGGGAUAGGAGCGCCCUCGUCAAACUGAUCACAGCCGAGCCACAUUUGAGGGACCAUGAGGACCAGUUUGGGCGCACCCCUCUGAUGUACUGUGUGCUGGCCGACCGACUGGACUGUGCUGAGGUUCUGCUGAAGGCCGGAUCCUCGGUCAACAAAACGGACCACAGCCAGAGGAGCGCUCUGCACCUUGCAGCGCAGAAGGGAAACAUGCGUUUCCUGAAGUUACUCCUGUCCAGACGGGCCAACUGUCUGCAGAAGGAUUUGGAGGGAAUGACCCCUCUCCACCUGGCCACCCGACACCCAUCUCCUAAAGCCCUCGCACUGCUGCUGAAACACAUCGGGCCUGGAGAGGUGGACAUCCAGGAUAAGAAUAAGCAAACUGCUCUUCACUGGUCAGCGUUUUAUAACCGACCAGAGCACGUCCGCCUUCUCAUCAAGCAUGAUUCCAACAUUGGCAUCCCGGACAGUGAGGGGAAGAUUCCUCUGCACUGGGCUGCUCAUAGUCAGGAGGCCAGCGCCACACAAACUGUCCGCUGCAUACUGGAAGCAGCACCCACAGAGUCCCUGCUGAACUGGCAGGACUAUGAGGGCCGGACACCUUUGCACUUUGCUGUUGCCGACGGUAACAAGGCAGUGGUUGAGGUAUUAACGUCCUAUGAGGGUUGCAAUGUCACAGCGUAUGAUAACCUCUUCAGGACACCACUGCACUGGGCAGCACUGCUUGGACAUGCAAAAAUUGUCCAUCUGCUGUUGGAGAGAAACACAUCGGGGACAAUUCCUUCAGACAGCCAAGGAGCGACGCCACUGCAUUAUGGGGCUCAGAGCAACAAUGCUGAGACUGUUGGUGUAUUUCUGUCUCACCCAUCUGUGAAAGAUGAACCUGACCUGGAGGGACGGACAGCCUUCAUGUGGGCCGCCGGGAAGGGCAGUGAUGACGUCAUCCGCACAAUGCUUGCCCUUGCCACCCGGAUCGACAUCAAUAUGGCUGACAAAUACGGCGGCACCGCGCUUCAUGCAGCCUCCCUGUCCGGCCAUGUGAGCACAGUGAAGCUGCUGCUGGAGAAGGGAGCCACAGUCGACUCACUGGAUGUCAUGAAGCACACGCCACUCUUUCGUGCCUGUGAGAUGGGAUACAAAGAUGUUAUCCUUACUCUCAUCAAAGGUUCUGCUUGUGUUGACCUGGUCGAUGUGGACGGUCAUACUGCUCUCCACUGGGCAGCUCUGGGGGGGAACGCUGAGGUCUGCCAGAUACUGAUGGAGAACGGGAUCAGUCCCAACGUACAGGAUCACGCAGGACGUACUCCGCUGCAGUGUGCCGCAUAUGGUGGUUACAUCACAUGCAUGGCUGUUCUCAUGGAGAACAACGCCGACCCAAAUAUUCAGGACAAGGAGGGGCGGACUGCGCUCCACUGGUCUUGUAACAACGGGUAUCUGGAUGCUGUGAAACUGCUCCUGGGCUACAAUGCCUUUCCAAACCAAAUGGAGCACACCGAGGAGAGAUAUACCCCUCUUGACUACGCUUUACUGGGGGGGCACAGUGAGGUCACCCAGUUUAUGCUGGAGCACGGCGCUCUGUCUAUAGCCGCCAUCCAGGACAUCGCCGCUGCGACCAUCCAGGCCGUCUACAAGGGCUACACCGUCCGUAAGGCCUUCAGGGAGAGAAAGCAGCUCCUAAUGCGGCACGAGCAACUGCGCAAAGAUGCAGCCAAAAAGAGAGAAGAGGAGCAGCGAAGGAGAGGAGCAGCGCAGCAAUCUCAGGACAAACCAAGGGGUUCAAUUCAACGAGCAAAGCAGGCGGAGCUCUUAAUGAACAUCGUGGAAAAUCCAAGCAUGAAUGAUUCCUCUGUGGAUUCAAAGAAACAGAGAAAAAUCAAAGAGGGGAGACAUAAAGCCAAGAGGAGCACGUUUCCCAGUAGAAGCACUGCAGCUGAACGACCUGAAGCUUCAGAAGCUGUGAGCAGUAGUUCCCUACAGAGCAUCAAUGCUGAGCCUGAAGUUCAGCAGCACACCAGGCUGAAGAAACUUCUCUCUCCUGCCGCCUCCAAAGAGCCCCCCAAUCUAACACCCACACCUUCCAAAGCUCCCAAAGCCAGGGAGCGGACUCACUCAGUCGCCUCCGCUGCUUCCUCAGACCAAACCCAGGUGAGCUCUGGAGAUGUUAGAAGGAAGGACAAUGUGCACUCUUCCCCCAACAAGCACAAGAACCACAAGGAGGCGACCUCAGAGGUCGCUUUCGGAGGCCGAACUCCAUCACUAAGGAGCAGCUCAUCUUCACAUCCCAAAAGACCACGGAGAAAAACGCAGCCUGGUGUCACACAAGCUGGAUUAGUGGGGAAGCGUGAGAAGGAGCACCUGAGGAGGAAUGAGGCUGCCCGUAUCAUUCAGCAAGCGUGGCAGAGGUUUCGUGCACGCAAGAGGAGGGAGGGGAGAGGCUGUGAAGAAGCUGGCCCAAGCAAGUCGAACCAGAUCCACAAUAGGAAAAGAGUGGAAAACAGAACUGCGCUCUGUAAACCUGCACCGAGUAAGAGCUCUGUGCUGCAGAGCAUCUAUGGCAGCUCUGUGGCACAGAGAGGACGCACCUUUCAGGGCUCUAAGACUCCCCUCCUGCAUGACGUUCCCCUACGCGCACAGAGUCAGCUGGGCGGUUUAAACUUGGUGCACCUGACUGACGCCUUAAGUCGAGCCAAGCUGUACUCCUACCACCUGAGGCCACAGAGUGCAGGACAGGGUACGAGAGGCCGAGGGAAACACUAAGCACAGCCUCUCAGUAUAUACUACCGGUUCUUUAAAAAAACUGUUUUAUUGAGAUUUUUGUGCUAUAGACUACCACAUCAUUUUGAAGUAAAAAAAAAAACAAACAAAAAUAUGUACUUUUGUAAUCAGCUGCUAGUAUUUUUGGUCUCUUUAUUUUUUACAAAAUAGUUUAAGCGUAAUCAGAUUGUAUGGAGAAUUUCACAUAUAUAAACUGAACUUUGACUGGGACCUUCUUGCACAUCAAUAUGCUUUGAUAUAAACCCUCCUUCAUAGCUCUGUACGUUCAUUUAGUUUGAACCUCUGCACCAGUCAUACACAAAUAGACAAUAAUGUAGGUACCCUUCGUUUAAUGAAAGAAAAACCAACAAAGGUCACAGAAAUAACCUAAAUCUGACAAAAGUCAGAAAAAAUAAGAUAUUGAUUUCCAACCAUGCUUCAUCGAAAUGAGUUUAAAAUAUAAAUUCAUGAAACAGGCCUGGACGAAGAUGGUACUCCUAGAAAAUGUGACCAAAGGAACAUAUUAAAUCAAGGUUUGUCUACUAAUUAGCACCACAGGUGUCUACAACCUUGUAAUCAGUCAGUGGGUCUAUAUGUAAGGCUGCAGGUGGUCACUGUGCUGUUAAGUGACAUGGUAUAUACCACACUCAACAUGGACCAGAGGAAGCAAAGGAAAAAGUUGUCUUAGGAGGUUAGAAAGAUGUCAAAGGUAAAGGCUAGAAGAGCAUCUCCAAGCAGCUUGAUGUUCCUGUGACUACAGCUUCACAUUAUUCAGAAAUUAAAGCUCCAUUGGAUUGUAGCCAUCCUUCCUGGAUGUGACACAAAGGGAACAUUGAUGACAAAACAAAGCAUGGCUGCUAAGCAAUGUCUGACUUUCAGCUGUUAAUUUUCAUAAAAUGUUUAUUACUGUUUUCGGAGUCGAGUUAUUUCUGUAACCUUUGUGGGUUUUUCUUUUAUUAAACAGGGAACCAACAUUUUUUAUUUCCCAUGCAAGUCUUCUUCAGCCUCGAACAUGUUUUUUUUUUAUCCUGUUCAGCCCUAAAGGAUUAUAUAAAGUAAUGUGUAGUUUUAAUUCAAAGUUGAACCCAUUAUUUUAUAUCUGGCCUUAUCUUUCCGCUUGUAGCGAGGACUUAUGAUGGAUUUGUGAUUGUGAAAUGCAGGCCAAAUUGAUGCUAUGGAUAGAUCCCCUAAUAAAAUUGUUUAUUGGAGGCUUUCCCAAAGUAGGUUUGAAGUUAUGAAACCUUUUUGGAUGAUGCCUUAAGUUCAAACUCUUUACCUGAGACCAAUCUAAUGUGGGGAAUAAACACGUACCACCCAUCACUAUAUAUUAUACAUAAAAGAAAACACUGAGGUUGGUGUAAUAAGCUGACAUGUGACGGCCUUCAGGGUUAUUAAUGCAUCUCCAAGGCAACAUAUAGAAAUUCUUGUUUUCUCAGCUGCCUGGCAGUUUUACCUCAUCAGACGUUUCUCCACACAAUGUUGGCUCAAUGUACCGAGCCUUUUCUAAAAUUAAGCCGUGUGACAUCAGAGCAGUGACCUCACAGGGUGGGGGUUAAGUCUACAAAAACGGCGUGUGUAAAAGAUAACCUUUCAUCCAUUGUGGAGGGAGUGCGUACACACUGUUCUCCAUCGGCGUCCUGUACGCACACACAGACCGAGAUAACCUUUCUCCCCUCAGCAGAGAAUGAGACAGUCCAUCAACAGCCGGUCAUACAGAUAGCCCACCUGCAGCCGUCAACACACACACUCACUCUCACACGCUAUGCAUCGGUCUGCUCUUUAAACGCUUUCCCUUUCAAGACAAUCAGGCUUUUCUGCAUGAAGUCUUAAGUGUCAGUGUUGUGCAAUUUCAUAAAUAUAGCCAAUAUUGAAGUUAAUGUUAUGUAACUA
Molecule: messenger RNA, 4987 nt
Organism: Cyprinodon variegatus (sheepshead minnow)
Lineage: Eukaryota; Metazoa; Chordata; Actinopteri; Cyprinodontiformes; Cyprinodontidae
Gene: invs
Product: inversin
Exons: 19
Coding region: 278-3100 (940 amino acids)
Biological process (GO): protein localization to ciliary inversin compartment
Cellular component (GO): ciliary inversin compartment
Molecular function (GO): protein binding
Source: RefSeq, a predicted model, not a curated record